UCCGGUCGAUCGCAGCAGCCCGGGAGAUUUAGUUUCCUCCCGCAGCGCUGUGGACAGAAAGAGGACAAGACAGGACAAACCCCGAUAAAACAGGACAUCGGAGGACAGCAGACAGGUUCACCCUCACGCCAUGGCCAUGAGGAGCGAGGCCAGAGUGGAGGCCGAGGUGGAGGAGGAGGAGAACUUCGGGCCACAGCCGCUCAGCAGACUGGAGCAGUGUGGAAUCAGCGCCAGCGACAUCAAGAAGCUGGAGGACGCCAGCUUCCACACCAUCGAGGCCGUGGCCUACGCUCCCAAGAAGGAGCUGCUCAACAUCAAGGGCAUCAGCGAGGCCAAAGCUGACAAGAUCCUGACAGAAGCUGCCAAGCUGGUGCCGAUGGGCUUCACCACGGCCACCGAGUUCCACCAGAGGAGGGCGGAGAUCAUCCAGAUCUCCACCGGCUCCAAGGAGCUGGACAAGCUGCUGCAGGGCGGCAUCGAGACGGGCUCCAUCACGGAGAUGUUCGGGGAGUUCCGGACGGGGAAGACUCAGCUGUGCCACACGCUGGCCGUCACCUGUCAGCUGCCCAUCGACCUGGGAGGGGGGGAGGGGAAGGCCAUGUACAUCGACACAGAGGGCACCUUCCGACCGGAGAGGCUGCUGGCCGUGGCUCAGAGGUACGGGCUGGAAGGUGGAGACGUCCUGGACAACGUGGCGUACGCUCGAGCCUUCAACACGGACCACCAGACUCAGCUGCUCUACCAGGCUUCAGCCAUGAUGGCCGAGUCCAGGUAUGCUCUGCUGAUCGUGGACAGCGCCACCGCCCUGUACAGAACGGACUACUCGGGCCGCGGUGAGCUGUCGGCCCGGCAGUGCCACCUGGGCCGCUUCCUGCGGAUGCUGCUGCGCCUGGCGGACGAGUUCGGCGUUGCCGUGGUGAUCACCAACCAGGUGGUGGCUCAGGUGGACGGAGCCGCCAUGUUUUCUGCCGAUCCCAAGAAGCCCAUCGGAGGAAACAUCAUGGCUCACGCCUCGACCACACGGCUGUACCUGAGGAAGGGUCGAGGAGAGACCCGGAUCUGUAAGAUCUACGACUCCCCCUGUCUGCCCGAGGCCGAGGCCAUGUUCGCCAUCAACGCCGACGGAGUGGGCGACGCCAAGGACUGAGCCGGUCCCGGUCCCAGUCCCAGUCCCCCUGUCCUCACACUAAACCUCCCGGUCUGGAUCAGGAGGUCAGAGGGCAGGAAGCUUCAUCCCUUUUUAAAAACCCUCCGACACGACUCCAGAGAAGAAAACCGAGUCGUCCAAACUAGAAACUUUGUCUUUCUGUCUUCAUUCCAGCAGGAGGAUUUUAAAAAGCUUUGGAGCUGAUUUCUGACUUCCUCCUCAGGGCUGUUUUUUUUUCUCCCCUCGGUCCACGUGAUGAACAUGAGUGAAUGACUAAAUGUUUAGUUCUCAGUAGUGAUUUCCUGUGUCUCCUUUCUGUUCGGUGUCUCUGUAUAUACACAAAGAUAAAUUAAAUUUGUUUUUCU
Salarias fasciatus (jewelled blenny) is the source of this 1512-nucleotide messenger RNA. RefSeq names its product DNA repair protein RAD51 homolog A. Gene Ontology annotation, molecular function: ATP hydrolysis activity; double-stranded DNA binding; ATP binding. The coding region runs from base 131 to 1147 and encodes 338 amino acids. Gene Ontology annotation, biological process: DNA strand invasion; reciprocal meiotic recombination; double-strand break repair via homologous recombination. Gene Ontology annotation, cellular component: condensed nuclear chromosome. Lineage: Eukaryota; Metazoa; Chordata; Actinopteri; Blenniiformes; Blenniidae. The transcript is spliced from 10 exons. The record is from RefSeq and is a predicted model, not a curated record.